UUUGUUCGAUAGCGUACAUGGCAACAAUAGGAAAAUGUGUUUAGUUUUCUUGGCAGUAUAUUUUCUCUCAAUAAUUUCAGAUACAGUUGCUGAAUAUUGCUCGGCCAGCUCUAACCUUUUCUAUUGUGAGUAUGGCUGCUGUGGAAAUUCCUGCUGCCCAAAUGAGGUAGCUAUUGGUGUGGGGACGACGUUUGGUGGGAUCGUCCUGUUGAUAAUCGCCGGAGGAGUGUUUAUCUGCUGUAUACAGCGGAGAUACAGCCCAAAAGAGGAGGUCAAGUUCACCAAGGACGCACAGACGCAGUGGGAAAAAGCACCAACUGGUGUAGAUAUGAAGUCUACAGUUGACCAAAGUACCAGAAGACGUCGGUCUACCAUAGCACCACUCCCACCACCGACAUUUGCUUUAAGACAACAAACCAAAAUAGAAGAAGCUGAAGAAAAGCCAGAAACUACGGAAGACAAUCAAGAGAAUCAACCAAUCGACAACCCGGUGUGAUGACGUAUCUUAUCACGUGAUAUCAGUGCCAUAUAAAUACCAGUAUCUAGUGCCAAAACAUACUGAAUUCUACUACAGGCAUCUGACUUAUGGAUAGUGAAAUACAUUCCCCACUCCCCGCAGCUCCUGAGAAUACAUGAAUCCUUUGUUUGUCAAUCUGUUUUUUAUAUCUGAUAUAAUUUUAGAGAUUUAUCAGUUUUAGAGAUUUGUCAAUUACAGCAUAUACUUAGAUAACAGUACUAAACUUAAGAAAAGUGGGAAAUGAUAUCAGAUUUCGAAAUAGGAAUGAUACACUAGGAAAUUGUGUAUUUUGGAGUCUAAAAUUUUUUUUAAGAAGCUGGGGGAGGGGGUUACACCAUCUAUUCUUCAGGUGCCUGUGAAUUUUAUGUGUCAAAAAGCUUUAUAAUGCAUAAUAUGUAUGCCAUGUUUGAGUGACUGUUUUCAUUGUGUAUGAUAAGUGAAUGUGGAAAUUGUUGCAAGAAAUCGUGACUAUAUUUAAAACAGAACUAUUGACUGAUAUUAUUUCGCCUGAAUUUUGAAUAACUGGUAGAUUUUAUGUUUUAAUGCAUAUUAAUUCAAUAGUUUUUUUUACCCACGCUUAUUUUCAUCUAGUA
This is a messenger RNA of Saccostrea cuccullata (small rock oyster), 1110 nucleotides long. RefSeq lists its product as uncharacterized. The transcript is spliced from 5 exons. The record is from RefSeq and is a predicted model, not a curated record. The coding region runs from base 35 to 496 and encodes 153 amino acids. NCBI's taxonomy places the organism in Eukaryota, Metazoa, Mollusca, Bivalvia, Ostreida, Ostreidae.